AUGGGAAUAGUGCUUGAAGCAAGGAAAGUUGGGUUGCCAUUAAUGAAUGUUGUAAGAUUCAAAGGAAAACCCAUUUUAGAGCAACUAUUUGUGGAGGAAAAGCUACUUCGUACUUCUUCAGAUAAUUGGUGUAUUGUUAAUGAUGGAACUAAUGCUCCAGCCAUUGUCAUGGGCAUGUCUGGGAAACCUUCAGAACUUCUUGAACUUGAGUCUGUGUUACGAGAUGAGGUUCCUGUCAUCAGAAGGUUUACUGGGGGUGGCACUGUUAUUGUUGACCAAGGGACUAUUUUUGUCACUCUUAUAUGCAACAAGGAUGAUGUUCCUGGAGUUCAACCAUAUCCUCGUUCCAUAAUGUCUUGGAGUGGCCUUUUGUAUAGUCAAGUGUUUCCAGGGAUUGGCGAUUUCCAACUCCAUGAGAAUGAUUAUGUGUUCGGUGAUCGUAAAUUUGGUGGAAACGCACAGUCUAUAACAAAAAAUCGCUGGAUACACCAUACUUCCUUCUUAUGGGAUUAUGAGGACAGGAACAUGGCUUACUUGAAGCUACCUGCACGGGCUCCUGAAUAUAGAAUGGAAAGAGACCACAAUGAAUUCAUUUGUCGAAUGAAGGAAUAUUUGUCAAGAUCAGUUUUCAUCGAGAAAACGACAAAGGCUCUUGAAACCCAUUUUUCACUGCAACCAAUGAACUUGGAGACAAUUGGUACAGCUCAUGAAGGAAGAUUUGUUCACACCACUAGCCUUCUCACAAAGCAGGAACUCAAGGAUGCUUUGGUAUCUCCACUUGAGAGUAUUGCACAAAACGGUUAG
Molecule: messenger RNA, 804 nt
Organism: Dovyalis caffra
Lineage: Eukaryota; Viridiplantae; Streptophyta; Magnoliopsida; Malpighiales; Salicaceae
Source: the annotation of a GenBank genome assembly